Dothidotthia symphoricarpi CBS 119687 is the source of this 712-nucleotide messenger RNA. RefSeq lists its product as uncharacterized. The transcript has a single exon. The record is from RefSeq and is a predicted model, not a curated record. Bases 138 to 494 code for a protein of 118 amino acids. Lineage: Eukaryota; Fungi; Ascomycota; Dothideomycetes; Pleosporales; Dothidotthiaceae.
GAACGACGGUCAGAAGGAAGGGGAUGAGUCUGCGGGGAUGACUGAUAACGAGAUAUGAGAACCAUGAGAAAUGAUACCAGACGUAUGAGAACCAUGGAAAACGAAGUAAGGCGUGGACUUGGGAGUACUGGCUGCCCAUGUGUCCGUGCUUACUAGAUCAUGAAGUAAAGGACAUACUGGCAGCGGUGCGGAUGAGAGAGAACUGCGUUUGCAGACGAUCAAACUCUUUUACCUUGAUACAAUCAAACUAUCUCGACCAAGUUUGUGCGUCUUCAAUUUGUCAAUGGUCAAAUAUUGAGAUGCCCGUCAUAACCUCCAAUACAAAUAGCAAAACCAGUUCUGUUCCCAGGAAUGCUAUGUUUGAGCUCAUAGAAACUCUGCACAAAGAGAACAGGUUGCCACAUGCUGAUAUGAAGGAGAUCUACUUGGGACAUGCUAUGACAAGGAGCUUGGGAGUGAAACAGGCAGAAUGUAGGGUGUGCACAACCGUGUAGUCAAUGUAGACGGAAUCGCCCAUGACGCGUCUGCGACUCCGUCAUGGACAACAAUGAAUACUUCAUUGGGAGCCAGCGCAAACGAAGUAAACGGCACUUCUCUGGCGAACUACGUCAGUCCGUCAACCCAGCUGCACAGCAACAACGCAUGUCAAUCCAAGGAUGAACGCCCGCAAGCUUGUACCAAGGAAUAUACCAGUAUGCUGAAGUGGACACCG